AUGUUAAAAAGAGAGUUUUCGCUUCAUCACGUCAACAACGCUAACGAUGAAAAAUCAUCACACAAUAAUGAAGAAACGAACAAUAAGAAGAGAAAAAAGCACAAUGAGAAUGAUGACACCAUAAAUUCGUCCUCUGAUCAUGACCGUAACGUUUCCGAAAAAGUUCAAAGCUCUUCUUGCGCAACUUCAUCAUCAUUCAUACUUUUAUCUCACAUUGCUGAUGAUUUAAUACUUCAUCUUGUGUGUGAGUUUUUAGAAAAUGAUCAUCGGACACAAUUUUCAUUACUCUCCUCAUGUUCCAGAUUUAGAAAUAUCAUCUUGCACCAAUCGAGCUUUCCGAUGCAUGCCAUACGAGCCUUACUUCAACUGCGUGAUUUUAUGCAAGCUCCCGAAUUCAAUCAUCAACAACAACAAGAACAAGCACCACCGAUCUGUCAUCCCAAUGAUUUUGCUUUGGGAUUCUUGUAUCGGUUAGAAGGAGCACUCAGACAUCAUACCUAUGGAUUUUAUUUACAAGAACCAAGUCAUCGCAUAGAAGAGUUGCUCCAAGAAAAAUCGAGUCAUUCCACUAUGGAACCGUCCUAUAAGGAUGGCCUGAAGAAGUGGUUAAAGAAUAGUCAAGAUCCCUCGAUCGAGAAACUAUCAUCAUGGAACGAAGCCUUAUGGGAAAUUGAAGGCUUUCAUUGUGUUCAAGGACACAAUGUUUCGUAUACUUGUUGCGAUGUACUUUUGGUUCAAGAAACAUCAUCAUCAUCAGUACAACCACCUCCAAUUCGUAUGACUCAAUAUUACUUUUAUUUCGUGAAUGAAGAUGGCUAUAAUUUGAUCCGAUACCAUCUGUCUUGUGAAAACAAGGUAUUAAUAUCCAUUAAGGGAACCUUUAAAGAUUCAUAUUGUGCCGCGUUCAUUCCCGAUUUUGAAGAAUUGAAGAAUCAAACAGUCAUUGGCUCGAAAUUAACUUGUAUGCAAUUUUUGAAUCUUUUACUGAUGGUUGGAGGAAUGACUGACAUUCCAGACAAGAUUUGUGAACUUUUCCAAAAGAAGCUGAUUGCACAUGAAAACCUGUUAAAACUGCUAGAGAAGGAACAGCAAGAACAGUUGGAAGCUGAAAAACAAGCUGCAACAAAAGAAAUGAAUGAAUCUGUACAAGAUCUUUUUGAAAACAACCAUGAAGAAGAAGAAGAAGAAGAAGGCGAAGAAGAAGAAGAGGAAGAUGAGGAUGACGAGGAAGAAGAAGAUGAUUCCGAAAAAGUUAAGGAAAAAUGGUUGUGGGCCAUUCGUGGAAAACCUGGAAAGCAACGUGCAGAUGAAUUAUUGAAACUCGUAAAUCCUCAUAUAUUUCUCGAUCAUCAUCAUCACCGUAACAACAACCAAAGUGUGGCUAGUGCUUUGAACCAAAAAACGAGCACGUUUACUCAAUGCAAACUUGACAUUCUGAGAAUGCUCGUACGAAAAGUUCGAUUCCUUUGCUCUCAACAAGCCGACACUGAUACUGUAUCCAAGCUUGCCUAUUCUCGAACGGAGUCACUUAUUGCAGAACGAAUACUGAGCUGUGGUCCUUAUUAUGAAGAUAGUAUUUUUGAUCGACAUCCCCGCGCUCAAUAUGCCCUUGUUAGGCUUGAGUGUACUUUUAAGGGAGCAUUGAUCACUGAGAAAGAAAGUAAGAAGUCCAUCGUCGAUGUCACGCCAACGUUGUCAUCACCACCUAUACGAGUCGUCUAUUCUUUAGAAUGUUUUUUUGGAACUGAUGGAAGUGUGGAAUUUGCGGAUCUUCAACUGAAGGCCAUUCGUGGUCGUACCACUUUAUCACUCUAUAGCCAAGACUCAGAGAGUACGAACAGUAGUGACUAUGGCUACUCUGUCAAUUAUAAACUCCAAGAAUUUGCUAAAUGGAUUGGAUGGGGCGACAAGGAAAACAUGAAACACAUACUGAAGCCGCAAGCCAUUUUGAGAACCAUGUUAAAAUAUGUCAUGAAACAUGGGAGAGCUUUUCGCCUCAAUCACAAAAUGAAACAAGGAGUGCAAGGAUUCAAAACGACACCUUGGAAGAAAUAUUUAAAUUUGAUGAGUUAUUUGGACUCAAUAGAGAGUACGGGUGAUAUCUUUUGGUAG
Naegleria lovaniensis is the source of this 2112-nucleotide messenger RNA. RefSeq lists its product as uncharacterized. The coding region runs from base 1 to 2112 and encodes 703 amino acids. NCBI's taxonomy places the organism in Eukaryota, Heterolobosea, Eutetramitea, Acrasida, Naegleriidae. The transcript has a single exon. The record is from RefSeq and is a predicted model, not a curated record.